Messenger RNA from Liolophura sinensis, 5165 nucleotides. Its product is annotated as tyrosine-protein kinase receptor TYRO3-like. The record is from RefSeq and is a predicted model, not a curated record. NCBI's taxonomy places the organism in Eukaryota, Metazoa, Mollusca, Polyplacophora, Chitonida, Chitonidae. Gene Ontology annotation, biological process: cell surface receptor protein tyrosine kinase signaling pathway; positive regulation of kinase activity; multicellular organism development. Gene Ontology annotation, molecular function: ATP binding; protein binding; transmembrane receptor protein tyrosine kinase activity. Gene Ontology annotation, cellular component: signaling receptor complex; plasma membrane. The transcript has 20 exons. The coding region runs from base 189 to 3437 and encodes 1082 amino acids.
CAAACAAAUGCGAUUGCCUUACUGGUUAUAAGGGCGACCUGUGUGAAAAUCCCGUGUGUGCGUUCGAAAAGCCUUGUUAUCCAGGCGUUUGCCACGGGAAAUGUACCUGCACAAACAACCAUACUGGCGCCUCUUGCACAACCCUGAAACCUACAGAGAAGCCAAGUAUUCCCACAGCUUCCACCGUUAUGUCUGUGAUUGAUGCUGAAACGUAUCAGACCUACUACACCGUUAUGACCAAUGCCACUUUGGACAACGGGGAAGGCACCAACUCAUUCUGGACCAACUUACAGUUUUUCAAUCACGUCAAUGUCACCUGGGACGCCAGGUACGAGCAAGAGGAAGACUACCCAGCACGACCGAAUUACGUUCACGAGUUCAAAUUUGGAAUAGUUCAGGCCGAGGUCAUUCUUCGUCACUCAAAACGGGAUAGAGAUAAAUGGAUUGAAGCAAGUAAAACAACUACCCCGUGUAAGGAAAAUGAGAUUUCAUCUGCCGACCCAGAGGAAGGAAUUCUGUCAUGUCGCGUCGACGCCGGACGAUUUCUGACUAGUCUUGAGCAUGAAGACAUGUUGGAUGUCACAGUAAGAUCAAAAAAUGGUGGACAGGCAACUUUGGUCAAAUUUGGACAGGGUAACAAGAUACUGACCUACAAUGGAACAUGGACAGAGAAGGAGAUGCAGUUCAUGUUUGACUUUCGGGAACCUUUCCAUUGCAUUAUGAACAAGACGUGCUUACACCUUCCCAUCAGCAUCAAGGGGCCGGAUAUCCGCAGGACGGGGUUCACGAUAAGGUGGCCUGGCUGGGAAGAUUCUCUAUCCGGGAUAGAACGCUACAUCUGGCGAGUCUUCCGGCUCAGGGCAGACGGGUACGGAAAUCUGACGGAAGUAGGGGCGCCAGUGGCUUGGCAGCAGGCAAACGGAACGAAUGCCGGAAACGAGAUGGCUACCUUCACACCAGAUGCGCCCGGAACAUACUCAAUCUAUCUCCAGGUGACUGACAACGCCAAUAACUCUCGAUUCGCGAGGACUGUGGUUCUGUACGAUCCAAGCAGUCAGGUAGAGAUUAACAACUCAACUAAUGCCAGACUAUUCGUCUCUAGUGGAUCUCCAAAAGUCGAUUUUCAGUGGCAAACAAACCUCACGUCGCCUAUCGUCGUCACCUGGAAGAACCACUUCAAGAAUGCCCUCCACGAAGACAACAGUUUAUUGAAUAGAGUGCUUCCAUUUCCCGGAAAGCUCUUUGUAGAAAGGGUUGGCGACAGGGACAUAGUGGAUGACAAACGCGUAUCAGAUGAAUACGACGAUCAUAGCGGACAGAGGACAGUAGACGCUAUACCGAAUGUCCACGGUAUCGUCAAGUUCGAAGUAGCACAUAGGACAGACAAUGUCCUGGGGACAUCCUGUAAUAAGCCACCAAACUCAUGGACAGAGGUUUCCGACCCACUCAGCGAGGAGCACAGCUUUGACCUAGUCCGACAAGAUGGAUCCACGGUGUGCAUCUGGAUCAAAGGGUCGGACAUCCUUGGCAACUCUGAGACGGACAUGACCUUAGUGAGCUUUGACAGCACGGAACCGGAACUGAAUGCCCCAGAGCUGGAGAGGAAUGUUGCUCCGGAAGGAGAGGCCUAUUUCAGCAGAAUCGUGAGCCAUGCGGUGGACGACGAUAGCGGCAUCAGAGAAGUAACAUGGCGGAUGAUCAAUACGGCCAACGAUUUAGAGUUCGGAAGCGGUAGUUUCGACGCCCGUUGGAAUCAGGCUUGCCCCGGAACUUCACUGCAAUGUGAAUGUUCUCCUUCGAACACUGUCAACUGUUACUAUCGACAGCUCAACGUGUACAUUCCUCACUGUGCCAUCAAUGUGUCCAAGAGCGAAGUUGCCUCCCUUACUGUCCGGGUCGAGAUCGAGGCUAUCAAUAACGCUGGCCUUCGUUCGAAAAUGAAAACUUUCCAGCUUAACAAAGUAACUGGACUGGAUGGAAUUAACAAAUAUGUCGCCCCAGUGCAGUUUGCAUCUCGCGAUAUCACGUCCUCCUCGGCUACGAUAACUUGGGACAACCCACCAAGCUGCUACAGUCUGACGGCCAUCCAGGUGGCGUACAGGCCUGAAAACGGGGGACGACUCUACAACACCACCUCAUUCAGGCUCAACAAAGACGUGAGCCUAAACGCCCUGUACCGCUGCACCGAUUACGUCAUGUGGAUUUCUAACAUCUAUGAUAAAGAAGUUAGUGACCCCUCGGAAUACAGGUUCACUACCGUGUGCUACACAUCAUCCGAGAUAGCUGGCAUUGUUAUAGGUCUUCUGUUGCUUCUGGCUGUUAUCGCCCUUUUGGUUUUUAUCCUCGUACUCUGGAGAAGAGGUCAGCUGAGGUCAACUCUAGAACGCCGCUUCACUCGCGCAAGAACAAUUCUCAGAAACAGAGUGCACAAGAAUAGUCGUCGAGCGGUGCGGACAACUUAUUUCAACAACAUGAGCAAGGACGAUGACUUGUACGUGUACGGGAACAUGGCGUUUGACGGCCGCCAAAACUGGGCCUUGAACGGAAGUGACCUGGACUUACAGGAGAUUGUGGCCGAGGGCAGAUUUGCCCGGGUCUACAGGGCUGUACUUCUGCAGGAAGGCUCCGCUUCGCAAUCUGUGGCCGCCAAAAUGCUGCUGCCUACCAAGGCCUUUGACCAGAACGAACGAUUACUGAUGAAUGCAAAGAUUAAUUUCAUGGCAUCGAACGACUUACGGCACGACAAUGUAAUACAUUUUGUGGGCGCCAUUACUGAUGACGUAGACCGAGGCCCAAUCAUGUUGCUGGAAUUCUGUGAGAUGGGCCCCUUGAAAACCUGGCUGACCAAUCAGAGGAAUCAGGGCAGAGUGUCUGAGGAUGUCGUGGAUAGGCUGUUUUACAUCGUCUAUGAGGUCGCCAAGGGAAUGGAGUACCUCGCCUCUAGAGAUAUUGUGCACCGGAAGUUGGCGGCCCGUAACAUCCUGUUGGACUUUAAUCUCCAUCCGAAGAUCAUCGGCUUCGGCCCGGUACCGGACGAGCUGGCAGACGACGCGGACAACACGACCAAAGGGGAACGGCUCCCUCUAAAAUGGAUGGCAGUGGAACUGGUGAAGGCUAAAUCAACGAAGCAUUCCAACGAGAAGACGGACGUCUGGUCCUAUGGUGUCGUGGUGUGGGAAGUAUUCAGCCUGGGCGAAGCCCCAUAUUCCAAGAUAAAGGGGGGAGAAUUGUCAAAGAAGCUGACCCAAGGUUACAGGCUUCCAAGGCCGGAGUUUAUGACGGACGAGUACGACAAAUUGACUAAGAGAUGUUGGAAUCAGAUGCCAGAGGAUCGACCCAGUUUUGUAAAGCUGGUUAAGGAGCAGUCGGCUUUGUUCGACAGCAGCGGGAAACACUCAUCCUACUACGACAGCAGCCACCUGAAGAACUACUACUGAGAUUUCAAUCUGAAGAGGCCAUUCCAAGCGUAACCACCAAAAGCUUGAAGGUCAAAUCUCAUGAUUUUCGAGUACCAGUAAUCAGUUCUACUAAUGGUACACAAAUAGUUCAGUCUAUAUGAGAUUGAAAAUUAGCUUCUGCAUAUACUUUGGUAAGCAACGUAAUGUAAACCAGUAGUUUUUUUGAGAAAGAUUUUUAAAUCAGUUUGACGUUUAUUUGGGAUCAGUAUAAGAGGCCAUUGGCCCCAAUACAUGCAUACGUGUAGAGGGAGUGAUUAUAUAUAAUCAAGUACAAUAUGCAAAAGUUUGUGCAGACUUUUUGUUACAGAAGAGAAAACGUGUAUAUUUAAUUAGCUAACAACUGUACUCUUCUUUGUAUAGCAAAAAGCCAAUGGAGUGCACAACAGUUAAAUCGUUUUAUUUAACCCAUACAUCUGUCUAUUCCUUACAAUUUACACGGACAUGGCAAUGGAACCAAGUGCAAGAUUAAAUCAAUAUAUAUUUUGUCUACCACUAGAUAAAAAAAAUAUAUUCGUCCUAUAGCGUGAUUAAAUGUUUCCUUACUUUGUCGUGGUAUAGAAAAUAUAAUGGAUUGAAUAAAAAAACAAUAUAUUUGUAAACAUUAUAUAUAUUCUCCAUAAUUAACCAAAUUCAUCUCUAAUAGAAUAUUUACAUUUUAGGAUAGAACAGGCUGACUGAGCUUUGAUCUCGGUUGGCAUAUUUUUAUAUAGAUAUUAAUUUUAUAUGUAUAUUUUUAAGUUCUUCGAACUGUUUUGUUUUUCGAAAUCCAUCCAGCUAUCUUCAAACAUAAGUGUUAAAUGUUGACAUGCUACGAUGCACAAUGAUUGUUUGACAAUACUGAACACAACAGCUAAAAGAAUUCAUUUGACAUACGAUGAAAAAAGACAGCAGUUAGCUUGUCACUAAUAAAUACUGAGCAAAACAUCUGGUAAAAGUUUCCAUUCCGGAAACAUCACUUUACUUUCAGGUCACGUGAUGUAAAACUGAAACUCCGUUGCAGCUAGUAUACAGUCUGAGCCGAUCGCUAAUUUGCUCGUGAUUGCUAGGAUACCACGACGUUGAACAUUUUCGCGUCUUCGCCUUCGGGUUUUUACGUCAACUUGGACUAAAAUUGGCCUAGAAAGAAAACGCUGUUUAGAAAAUUAAUUUUGAUUGUGUGUCAUACGGCAGUGUUGCAGUGCUGAUAAUUUUAGAUUCUGGUGCGGAUGACACUUUCUUGCUGUUUUUUUCCAUAAUUCUUUCAACAUGGACACAGACCCCCCCCCCCCCCCCCCCCCCAUUACAACUUCCUGUAAUUCUGUGUAUUUUAGAGUGUAAAGUCUUUUUUGAUGCCAGCCUGCCGUUUUUGGUGUACAGGUGCAUACUUGGUAUCAAAAUGCUGGAAAUUGUCUAAGCUUUGGGCAGGUAUGAGUUUUACUGAUGAAAGUUUGAAAUUCUGGGCGAGAGGACACAAAGAGAUAGAUGGUGAUGAGGCUGCGAGUGACGUCCCCCUUGGCGUUGCUAGGCACCCCUCCCAGCUGCUGGCAUGGAAACAUCCAGAUUUUGACGGUUAACCUAUGUCAAGAUUUUAAUGGCUUCUUUCUCACAGGCUGGGUCAGGUAUGCACUAAAGCUUAUUGGCCACGCAAUGUUUGGGGCUGAGCUACAGCAAUCCUCUGGCAUACACGUGGUACUUGUCCAGCGCCGGCAUUUGGAAAGGAGGGGGAGG